Molecule: messenger RNA, 7839 nt
Organism: Bombyx mandarina (wild silkworm)
Lineage: Eukaryota; Metazoa; Arthropoda; Insecta; Lepidoptera; Bombycidae
Gene: ctrip
Product: E3 ubiquitin-protein ligase ctrip
Biological process (GO): DNA damage response; protein polyubiquitination; proteasome-mediated ubiquitin-dependent protein catabolic process
Cellular component (GO): nuclear speck
Molecular function (GO): ubiquitin protein ligase activity; zinc ion binding
Source: RefSeq, a predicted model, not a curated record
UCUACAGCAUUACAGCUGUUUUGUAAUUUGUUCGAUUUCAAGUACCUACAAAUUAGUGGUUGAAAAUUUUAUAAGAAAAAAUUCUAGUGUGAAAAUAUUUUCAAAUAGUGACGAACUUUUAAAGUGAAGUGAAUUUAAAAAUUAAUCCAGGAAUAAACAAUCUGCAGCAAAAUUCGAUUACUCGACACUCAACAGUGCAUAAUAUACGUGCGUUAUAAGUGAACAAAGUGUGACGAUUGGUGUGGGACAAAGAGCUAGGUGUGUGAUGUAUACUAUAUAAAAAGUGUAGUGGUGUUGUCCAGUGGAUGCAGAGCCAGCGUUGCAGCGCCCGCCCUGGCAUGCUGCCGGGCAGGUAGCGCGCGCGGGCGGCCUGCGCAGGCCCCACACAAGCAGUCGCGUGUGUUCUUCAGCGUCGUCUAUGGCCGAGCAACACAUCACACCGUCGUCGCACUCUGCACUCACGAGAGAGUCCAGCGGGUCUUCUCCUAGCAGGGUGGUGGGCGGUCGGUGGUUGCGUCGAGUUCGUCGAGCAAGCCACGGCCGUCGAAACAGACGCUACCUGACGUCGCCUCUGCCACGCUCUUCAAGCCGACAGUCCUCUGGUCGCGGAUCUGACGUAGAUUCCCACGUUGAACUGCGAAGAAGCUCACGGCUCAUCAACUCACUGCCUCGAUCUGACUAUUCAGUUACAGAGCGUUGGUCAUACGGCACCGACGUAUACGAAACACGUUGCGAUACCUUACAUCAUAAGAGUGGAGAUUCCAAGUCUUCGAGUGCACAUACGAAACGUAAACAUUCAUCCUCGCAUGACAGAAAAAAGAAAACCAAAUCGAGUAACAGCACGGAAGAGUGCGUCGCGUAUUGCACACGCUCACGGACUGCUCUUAAAACGACCGAGAGUGCUUGUGAGCAAAUCCCGAACUGUUUAUCGCCAAUUCCGACUAAUCAAAGCUCCACAGCGACUUCAGUACAACCAAACAGCUCUGAAGGUGGCUUGCUGCCACUAGACGAAAGAGAUUUCGCGUAUUCCCCAUUCAGCUCGUCAACAGUCACCGAUCUGCUCGAUUCUGAUUAUUCAGUGUACAGCCCCACGACCAGUAAUCGGAAAGGCAAGAAACGAAAACGAUCGCAUCACCGAUCUCUGUCCGGCAGGAAGAGUAGUUACCUGAUCGACGACUACAAGAAAAGAGUUAAAAUAGAGCCAUCAGAUUCGAGCGAUACUGUUAGCAGCAAAACUUUUAGGAACGAGCCAGAAAAAUUUGACAACACUACACCGCAAACUUCUUGUACGUAUUUAUUGCGGAACAGACAUCACCGUGACCUCGGGCCGCCUACCUCAACGGUCGUCAGUGACAACACAGCAGUUUCAUCGACCUGCGACACUGCUCAUAAUCAAUCCGCCACUGCUCAUAAUCAAUCCGCCACUGAACAAAACAGUACUGCCGAAGCUAGAGUCAUCUCGCCUCCGCCCUACAAAGAUCUCCAAGAAGCGAGUUCAUCGAAAGCACAGAACGCUGGGAGUAAACUGCUGAUUGUACCACGUGACCUGCCAUAUCUACGUCAAACUAACGCUCGAAGGAGUAUCGCAGCUGCGACGGGGGCUACUCUGGGAGCUUGCUUGACGCGGGGAGCCUCAGGCAAUCAGCGCCAGAGACAGGAUACGACUUCUAAAAGACAGGUAGCGAGCAGCGAGGGCGCGGGCGGCAGCAGCGCGGCGGGGCGGCGGGCGCGGGCUCGCGAUAUGCCGCAGCCGCAGCCGGCCUCUACUCGAAAAGAAAAACGAGGCAAAACCAGUCUGGGUUCCUGUGCCAGUACUGGUGCUGCCACUAGCCGCUCCCACGCCCAGCCUCUAACCACGGGUGCCAUAGCAUCCACGUCCACCACACCACCUGCUCAAGCUGCAGCUGUCUCGAUGCCUGACAAUGCUGCAAGUGACGUCAAGCCUAAAGUGGGUGGCAUGACGUCAGCGGAGGAGUGUGGGGGCGCGGGCGGGGCGGGGCUGGGCGGCGCGGCGACGCUGGCCGAGGAGUCGUCGUCCGAGGAGGGCGAGGUGGGCCGGCUGCAGGCGCUGCUGGAGGCGCGCGGCCUCCCCCCGCACCUGCUCGGCGCGCUCGGGCCUCGCAUGCAGCACCUCCUGCACCGGACGGUCACCGCUAACUCGGCGGCUUCUAAAGCAGCUCAACUGCUCGCCGGCCUCCAGGCAACCGGCGACGAAGGCCAACAGCUUCAAGCCGUCAUAGAAAUGUGCCAACUUCUCGUUAUGGGCAACGAGGACACGCUCGCCGGCUUCCCGGUCCGACAAGUCGUUCCCGCUCUCGUUAACCUGCUCGCUGCCGAACAUAACUUUGACAUGAUGAACCACGCGUGCCGCGCGCUGACGUACAUGCUGGAGGCGCUGCCGCGCAGCAGCGGCGCGGUGGCGCUGGCCGUGCCCGCCUUCCUCGACAAGCUGCAGGCCAUCACGUGCAUGGACGUCGCCGAGCAGAGCCUCACCGCGCUCGACAUGCUCUCCCGCAGACACGCCAAGGCCAUCCUGCAAGCGCGAGGUGUAUCGGCUUGCCUGACCUACCUGGACUUCUUCUCCAUAAACGCGCAGCGUGCCGCGCUCUCCAUCACCGCUAAUUGUUGCCAAAACCUCACUGCAGAUGAAUUUCACCUUGUCCGAGAAUCUCUACAAUUGCUUGCUAAUAGACUAACUCAACAAGACAAAAAGUCAGUGGAGUGCGUUUGUCUCGCAUUCUCGCGGCUCGUGGACAGCUUCCAGCACGACCCGGCACGCUUGCAGGAAAUCGCCACUCCGGAAUUACUUACUAAUCUACAACAACUUUUGGUGGUGCAGCCGCCACUGAUAUCGGGCGGGACGUUCAUCAUGGUGCUGCGGCUGCUGUGGCUCAUGUGCGGCGCCUGCCCGCAGCUCGCGCUCGCGCUGCACCAGCGGUCCAUCGCCGACACGCUGCUCUGUCUGCUCACCGGCUCCACGCUACAUCAGGAGCAAGUGGAGCUGAUACCGCGCCUGCCGCAAGAGCUGUAUGAGAUCACAUGCCUCAUCGGAGAGUUGAUGCCGCGGCUACCCACCGACGGGAUCUUCGCGGUGGACGCACAUCUCGACCGGCCCUGGUCCACCAGCACCGAGCGAACUGCGCAUUGGCAGUGGCGAGACGAUAGAGGUGUAUGGCGUUCGUACUCAUGGGCAGAAAGCCGUGCUCUGGAAGCAGGUGCGGCGGCGGGCGAGGAGGAGGUGUGCCUGAGCACGCUGGGCCGCUCCUACACGGUGGACCUCACCGCCAUGCAGCAGCUCAACGAACACACCGGCACCGCGCGGCCCGUGCAGCGCCUCGCCCCCCCGCACGCACCCCACGCCGCCGCCGCAGCCGCCGCGCCCGAUCCGCGCAUUAGCAUGGUGCGGUCGAACCCGUCUCUAAUCCGCGCUCUGCUGGCUGUCCUCCACGAAGUGUACUGGAGCUCGGCGGGACCGGCCGUGCGCUCGCAGGCUCUGAAGGCCAUACUGCGCUGCGUCUAUUACGCCGAUGCGGCGCUACUGCGACAAGUUCUAAAGAUGCAGGUGAUAUCGUCUCACAUCGCCGGUAUGAUGGCUUCUAGCGACCUGCGCAUUGUUGUGGGAUCGUUGCAGCUGGCGGAGAUACUGAUGCAGCGCUUACCCGAAGAGAUGGGUGCUCAGUUCAGACGCGAGGGCGUGCUGCAUCAGGUCGCGCAGCUCGCCGCACCGCAUUCCACCACACAGAACUUGCAAAAGUCACCGAAUGGCCCCAAUGCACGCACCAGCGGUGGGGCAUCCCCUCCAACAUCAUCAACGGCUUCGCUCGAGCACAACAAUCUUUCCAUGGCAUUUUCUGCUUCAGGUUCAUUUGUGGCCACUUCGCUACCGAGCGGUAGCGACGUGAGUGGAUCGGAACCGGGUCCUGCAUCUGCUUCUACACAUCCCCAGUUACCAACUUCAGUGCACAGGUCGGGCAGUCCCCUGCAGCUGGCUGAGAUGUUGAAACGUAAGCGGGCUAUAAAGCGGAACGGCGCGGGCGGCGGUCGACACGCGCGGCGCCGCGACGACCCCGUGCACGCGCCCGCGCCGCACCACGCGUCGCAUCACGCGCCCUCGCCGCACGGAGCGAGCAGUUCGGGCGGAGGGCGCGGCGCCGGGCGGCCCAGCGGCGCGUCCAAGACCGCGUCGUUCCUGUCGUCGCUGAACCCGUCGCGCUGGGGCCGCGCGCCGCACCAGCACAAGGAUACGGCGCUGCUCGCCUCGCCGCACGCCAGCGCCAACCUCACCGUGCAGAACAAAGAGAAAGUCCGCGAGUGGAUAUCGUGGUCGGCGCGUCGGCUGCGCUGUGAGUGGGGCGCGCUGGGCGGCGGCGCCGGGGCGCUGGAGCAGCUGGGAGCGCUGGCGGCCGCGCUGCCGCACGCUGCGCACUCGCGCGCCGCCCUGGCACAUCUCCGCGACACGCUGCUGCAUCACGACGUCUCGCCCUUCGAGGUGAACCAUUCCGGAGUAUUGGGCGCCUUGCACCAAUACCUAACGGGCUUCGACAUGGAAGUGGAUGGUUUGGAAAAGCGCGACGGCGAUGGCGAAGGACAGGAGUCCGCUGACUUGGUGCAAGCGUGCGAAGAGCGACUGCGUUUAUUCCUACAUGUGUUUGCUGAGAUGCCCAUUGAACCUGAAGUAAACGAUUGGAAAGAGUCGUUGGGCAGCAGCACGGCCUUGUGUGCGCUGGUGGCGAAGGUGAACGCGUGCGUGUCGCAUCUCGAGCAGUUUCCGGUGCGAGUCCACGACCUGCCGGCCCGUCCCGCCACGUCCGCUCUUAAAUUCUUCAACACGCACCAGCUCAUGUGUGAUCUCAAACGUCAUCCUUCGUGCAACACUUUGAAGCAAUGGAAGGGUGGUGUAGUACGAAUAGACCCAUUAGCUUUAGUUCAAGCCAUCGAGAGAUACCUGGCGCAGCGCGGGUACGCCCAGGGCCGCACGCGCUCGGACUCUGCGGGCGCGCACUCGGACGACGAGCCCGCCUCCGAUGACGACGUCGACGACGCCCUGCCCGCGCCGCCUCAGCCCACCAACGAUUCUGAACACAAACUCGAGUUCCUGAUCGGCGAUACAGUGCUGCCGUACAACAUGACCGUGUACCAGGCGGUGCGACAGUUCGGGGAACAAACGGACGCCGACACGGACACCGAAACUCCAUUGGCGAACGCGGGGAUAUGGGUCCAGACACACACGAUAUAUUAUCGCGCCGUGGAGCCGAACGAGCAACCGCGUUCCGAAAGCACUCCAUCAAAGAAAGGCAAAGGACAACCCACAAAGAUCUCAUCCCGACGAAAACCUGAUUUACUCUGGAACGAAGGCGCUGUGCCGGCGCGUGCGUCAUCGCUGGUGGUGAUGGUGCGCGCGGCGCUGCUCACGGAGGGCGACGUGCGGGACGCCUCGCUGCCCGCGCUGGGCGUGCUGCGCGCCCUGCACGCACUGUCGCGCCACUGGCACGCGCUCUACCGCGCCGCCUGUCUGCCGGACCACCGCCCUCUCGUGCCGCACGCAGACUUCAUCAAUGCUAAGCUCGCCGCCAAAGCCAAUAGACAGUUGCAAGAUCCAUUAGUAAUAAUGACAGGCAAUCUACCGCCGUGGCUAAAAAAGAUCGCCUACGCAUGUCCGUUCGUGUUGCCGUUCGAGUGUCGGCACUUGUUAUUCUACGUGGUGUCUUUCGACCGCGACCGCGCCCUGCAGCGGCUGCUGGAGGCGGGCGGGGAGCGCGGCGGAACGGCGGGCGGCGAGACGGAGCGCGUGGCGCCUCGCCUCGACCGACGCAAGCGCACCGUGCAGCGACACAACGUGCUACGCCAGGCCGAACACGUCAUGCACGAGUUCGCGCACACCAAGGCGCUCCUCGAGAUUCAGUACGAGAACGAAGUCGGCACCGGUCUCGGGCCCACCUUGGAGUUCUACGCGCUGGUCUCGCAAGAACUGCAACGCGCGGAUCUCGAUCUUUGGCACGGCAGCGAAAACUUCAAACAGAAGCCUAGCUCUUUCGGGGGUGAAAUUGUGAAAUCGGGCGAAGCGGCGGCCCGCCUCGCUACUUCGGUACGCGACGGUUUGAACUUGGACGAAGAACGUACGCGCGCCACUUCACCGACGGACCGUGAUAAAGAUGCUCCCGAGCCGGCUGCCUUCGUUUCGUGGCCGUGCGGACUCUUUCCGCAGGCGCUAGGUCGCAACGCCCGCGCAUCUCAUCUCUCUCGAGUCAAAGCCAAAUUCCGCUUCCUUGGAAAGUUCAUGGCUAAAGCGGUUAUGGAUUCACGAAUGGUGGAUAUUCCUCUGUCGGUAACAAUGUACCGAUGGGUGGUGAACGAAGAACGUUGGCUAAGCUUGAGCGACGUGCGACACGUGGCGCCCGAACUGUGGCGUUCUCUGUGUCGUUUACGGCGCGUCGCCGAUCGCGCACAACACAUCGCAGCCGACACCCGACAUACACAGGACCAGAAGAAUCAACUUAUAAGUAACCUUGAGCUAGAUGGAUGUCCGAUUGAAGAGCUCGGGCUCGACUUCAUAUUGCCCGGAGACGGAUGCACGGAACUGCGUCGGGGUGGCAGAGACAUGCCCGUCACUGCGCACAAUUUGCAAAAUUAUAUUGAUCUCGUAACUCAUUGGCUACUUUUUGAAGGUGUAUCAAAACAGAUGGAAGCUUUCAAAGAAGGAUUUGAGUCGGUAUUUCCUUUGAGUAACUUAAAAAUAUUUUAUCCUGAAGAGUUGGAACAAGUGUUUUGCGGAAGUCCUUCAGGUGGUCGUGACCAACGAUGGGAUCCACGUAUGCUGGCGGAAUGUAUUCGUCCGGAUCAUGGAUACAAUGCAGAAUCGCGGGCUAUACGCAUGCUUAUUGAUAUUUUGGCUUCGUACAACCGUGAAGAACAACGACACUUCUUACAGUUUGUUACUGGAAGUCCAAGGCUGCCAACUGGUGGAUUCAAGGCAUUGAAUCCACCGCUGACUGUGGUGCGUAAAUCGCUGGAGUCUUCAUUGGAUCCGGAUGAAUAUUUGCCAUCAGUGAUGACAUGUGUCAACUACUUGAAGCUGCCAGACUACAGUAGCGCAGAGGUGAUGCGCGCUAAGCUACGGCUCGCUGCUUCUGAGGGACAACAUUCGUUCCACCUUUCAUAAUUGGCUCCCAAGUUUCCUCUUUUACUGUGAUUACAUAUAUCGCCCCCUUUGUAUACACGUGUGAAUGCGGUUAGUGAUAUCUUAUUGUAAUUUUGUUAUAGUCAGCAGUGUAUAAGCUCUGGACAAAUGUUUAUGUGCAAUCAGAACCUAUAUUUUAUAAUGUGAUGGACACUGAAAGUGCGGCGUUCUUAGUUUUGUUCAUAUUUUCGAUUCUUUUAGAUUACAUAGAUAUGUUUAUAUCAUAUUUUGCGUUAAUUUAAUGUGAUAGCUUUGUAUAUUUCUUUUUGAAUACACCAGAGUGACGCUCUUUAGAUUAGAUGUGGCGUGGAUGUAGACUGUGGCAAAUAUAAUAUAUCUAGAUGGCUAUUUUAUCUGUUUACAGAAAACAUUUCAAAUAACUAUUGUAACUCACAAUUUUCCCAAGAAGUCGAUUUAAAUAAUAAUUAUAUAUGGUAAAGCUGUAAAAGCUUCAGUAAUGUAUGUUAGAAAUGUACUGUCACUUGAUGGGGUCACUGAUGGCCUCUAACUUUAUAUUGUCCUCCUUGGAGUGUCCUCUGAAUUAUAUGGCAUUUAUUACCAAACGGUGUAUGUUUUUGAUUCAAUAAGUAUCAUAAAUGAGUAAAUGAAAAGUGCAAAGUUAAUGUGUAACAAUUCCAAUAAACCAUAUAAUAAUAUCAAAA